AUGGCUGCAGGAGUCUUGCCUCAGAAUGAACCACCAUAUUCCACUUUGGUGAAUAACAGUGGGCAUGCUGAAAACAUAAAAGGCAAUUCAGGACGUCCAACACCGAAGUAUACAAAAGUCGGAGAGCGUUUACGGCAUGUCAUUCCUGGACACAUGGCCUGCUCCAUGGCCUGUGGGGGCAAAGCUUGCAAAUAUGAAAAUCCAGCCCGCUGGAGUGAGCAGGAGCAGGCCAUUAAAGGGAUCUACUCAUCCUGGAUCACUGAUAACAUCCUGGCCAUGGCUCGCCCGUCCACUGAGCUCCUUGAGAAAUACUGCAUCAUCGAGCAGUUUCGUAGCCAUGGCUUAAAAACAGUCAUUAACCUGCAGCGGCCUGGUGAACAUGCCAGCUGUGGGAAUCCUUUGGAACAAGAAAGUGGUUUCACAUACCUUCCUGAGGCUUUCAUGGAGGCUGGCAUUUAUUUCUACAAUUUCGGAUGGAAGGAUUAUGGUGUAGCGUCGCUUACCACCAUCUUAGAUAUGGUGAAGGUGAUGACAUUUGCCUUACAAGAAGGAAAAGUAGCUAUCCAUUGUCACGCAGGGCUUGGUCGAACAGGUGUUUUAAUAGCUUGUUACUUAGUUUUUGCAACAAGAAUGACUGCUGAUCAAGCCAUUAUAUUUGUUCGGGCAAAGCGUCCGAAUUCCAUUCAGACUCGAGGACAAUUACUGUGUGUGAGGGAAUUUACUCAGUUUCUGAUUCCUCUUCGCAACAUAUUUUCUUGCUGUGACCCCAAAGCACAUGCUGUCACCUUAACACAGUAUCUGACUCGCCAGCGGCAUCUACUGCAUGGUUAUGAGGCGCGACUUCUGAAACACGUGCCAAAAAUUAUCCACCUUGUGUGCAAAUUGCUGCUCGACUUAGCUGAGAACAGGCCCGUAGUGACAGAAGUGGUAGAAGCACCUGGCCUCUUGGUGGAAAUUGAGAAGACCGUGUCUGAGGUGGUCACACAGCAGCUGGACAGAGAGUUACUGAGGCACGACAAUGAGGCAUCGGACUCCUUCACUCCCACUGCAGUGGCAGUGGAUGUUGAGACUCAGGAUAGGAUUUUUUCCAGUGAGCAAGAGUUUGACCCUCUUUGGAAGCGACGGAAUGUAGAGUGCCUUCAGCCCCUGACUCACCUGAAAAGGCAGCUCAGCUACAGCGACUCAGAUUUACAGAGAGCUGAGUCACUUUUGGAGCAGUCAGGGACCCCGUGGACAGCAUCUGCUCAGAUCUCAUUCUACAUCCCUAAGCAACGGACGCCUAUAGGCCACUGUGACACCCCACAGACUCCACAGCUUGAUUUCAAUAAGGACAUGCUGGUCCACAAUACAUUUUCUUUCUGGAAUCCAAUUAAAUUUGGAGGCUUAGAACGACUCAAAGAUGACGGGUCACCAAUUUCCCAAAGGAAGAAUAUUCCAAAGGAAAUACAGCGGAGUAAAACCUUCUCUUCAGGUUCGUCCAAUCCUGGGGAACCAGUUACACCCAAUGUUGCAGAUAUCCUCAAGAAACCACACUGUUCUCCCCAGCAAGGGGCCCCGUGUCAGUGUGAAGUUCAUGGUGGCUACAGCAGUCCUGUGUACUAUGGCUCCAGCCCCAAAGCACAGUCCUCGGUUGGACCUAAAACACAGAGCAGCAAAGAUGUGCCUGAAGUCACUCCACACACUGCUCUACAGUCUGAAUUGAGUGUUGAAGAAAGGAGAAUACUAGCGGCCAAAGCCCUGGCAAACUUAAGUGAGUUUGCAGAAAAGGAGGAAGUGAAAAGGAAGGUAGAAAUGUGGCAGAAAGAGCUAAAUUCCCGAGACGGAGCUUGGGAAAGAAUAUGUCAUGAGAGGGAUCCUUUCAUCCUGUGCAGUUUGAUGUGGUCGUGGGUGGAGCAGCUAAAGGAGCCUGUGAUAACCCAAGAGGAUGUGAGCAUGUUGGCUGACAGAUGUGCGGAUGCUGCAGAUGCACUGUUUCUAUUAGAGAAGGGCCAGCACCAGACUAUCCUCUGUGUGUUGCACUGCCUGGUGAGCCUGCAGCCGGUUCCCGUGGAUGUGGAGGAAGCUGUCCUGGCCCACGCCAUCCAAGCUUUCACCAAGGUUAAUUUUGAUUCUGAAAAUGGACCAAUAGUUUACAACACCCUAAAGAAAAUAUUUAAGCGCACACUUGAAAAAAGAAAACUGACAAAAGACAGCCUUACGCCUGGUGUUUAG
Pipistrellus nathusii (Nathusius's pipistrelle) is the source of this 2211-nucleotide messenger RNA. NCBI's taxonomy places the organism in Eukaryota, Metazoa, Chordata, Mammalia, Chiroptera, Vespertilionidae. The record is from the annotation of a GenBank genome assembly.